AUGGUUCAACACGGACGAGGUAGUGAAGCAAUGAACCUCUGGGCGUCUCUGAACCACGACAACCUGAUUAAACUCUAUGGCGCGUGUCCCGAAGGUCAGCCGUUCUUCGUCUCGAUCUGGGAAGCAGCAAAAGGACUGGAAUAUCUUCACGAACUAGGGAUUGUCCAUGGUGAUCUCAAGGGGAAUAACAUACUCGUUUGCGAUGGAACUGCCAAGCUAGCAGAUUUUGGGUUGAGUGUCUUUGCCAAGGCUGGGGACUCUGGAGGUGCACUUGGCGCGUUUCGGUGGAAGGCUCCAGAAUGCCUGGCAGGGUCAGGACCAACUCUGGCGUCGGAUAUUUACUCGUUUGCUAUGUGCAUGAUCGAAGUGAUCAGUGGGGAUUUCCCAUGGGGGAAGACUAUGCAGGACGCAGCGGUGGUGGCUAAUGUUGUCCAGAAGAGGAAGAUGCCGCCAAGACCGAAUGGGUUCACAGGCAGCCAAUGGAAUCUGGUCACGCGCAUGUGCUCCUUCGACCCUCAAAGCAGACCCAACGCUACUGCGCUAGCGCAUUUACUCUGGAAAUUCGCUUGA
Messenger RNA from Phytophthora infestans T30-4, 570 nucleotides. RefSeq lists its product as uncharacterized. Bases 1 to 570 code for a protein of 189 amino acids. Gene Ontology annotation, biological process: protein phosphorylation. The record is from RefSeq and is a predicted model, not a curated record. The transcript has 3 exons. Lineage: Eukaryota; Oomycota; Peronosporomycetes; Peronosporales; Peronosporaceae. Gene Ontology annotation, molecular function: ATP binding; protein kinase activity.